Eruca vesicaria subsp. sativa (arugula) is the source of this 225-nucleotide messenger RNA. The record is from the annotation of a GenBank genome assembly. Lineage: Eukaryota; Viridiplantae; Streptophyta; Magnoliopsida; Brassicales; Brassicaceae.
AUGUGUGUUUCAGUGUUUUCGAGGUUAAAGACAAGGAACCAAGAAUGGUACUUCUACUGCUCGUUAGACAAGAAGUACGGCAACAACAGCGCUAGAAUGAGCAGAUCCACUAACAUAGGCUCAAGAUAUUGGAACCUGGGGAUCAAGUAUGAGAACGUGACGUACACUUCCGAUUAUUUCCCUGACCUGGAGAACAAGGCUGAAAAGCUGAUGCGUGGAGGGUAA